Messenger RNA from Haliotis rufescens (red abalone), 1200 nucleotides. RefSeq lists its product as uncharacterized. The transcript is spliced from 7 exons. The record is from RefSeq and is a predicted model, not a curated record. NCBI's taxonomy places the organism in Eukaryota, Metazoa, Mollusca, Gastropoda, Lepetellida, Haliotidae. Bases 219 to 857 code for a protein of 212 amino acids.
GACCACCCGAUCCUGUUAGUCGCCUUUUACGACAAGCAGAGUCACCUUUUACGGCAAGCAUGGGUUGCUGAAGACCUAUUCUACCCCGGAAUCUUCACGGGUCACAAUCAGAUAUGCUUAAAGUUCAUUCAUGGUAACCAUGGCAUUUGGUUCAUACAUACAGUGGGGUUUUAUUGUUUAAACUUGUGCCAUAUGACACAAGUCAGGAAAUAUACAUUAUGCAUGCAUGUACCAGCAUGUAUCAUACCAGCAACUGCAACAUACUCAUACCCAUAGUCAUCUUUACUUUCACUCACUCAGCAAUCGACACAGGGUCAUCCCCACAGGGCUACAACAGUGAAGAGGAGGACAUGGAAACUAGCACUGAUCCACUUCCAGACACUAGACAAGUUUCAAGGGCAUUCUUUCAGAAAGAGGAGCAAAAUCUUGCCAUGUAUCUACAGAACCUGAUGCAGGGAAACUUCAGUGGUGACAGGGACGGAAGGGGACAGAGGCACACAAUGUUUCUGGAGAGCUAUCCCUAUCAGGAUGUUAAGGCAGGAUUUGCAUCCCAAUUCAUACCUGCAGAGCUCCAGGGACACAUCAGAGAGUGGAUUAGAAGCACCUUCACACGUCGUAUUCACAAAGACAAAAGCCAUCCCUACACCAGUUUAUUGACCAGUGUGCUAACUGUGCGUAAUGUGGAUGAGAAUCUGAGAAAACUGAGUCUGCAGUAUAUGUGUGCAACAACCCACUACAUCGUGUAUGUAGCUGUACAAGAGGCAUGCCUAUUCCUCAUCCAGAAAUGUCUGGAUAUGGAGUACCAACAUCUGGACAAAGAAUGUUCAGAAAUGAAAUUACAUCCGAAGCGUUUGUAACUUGGUCCAGUUUUGACUUGCGUUCAUUGCGUUAAAGAAUAAAAUGAUAUCAAAUGUUCACUCUGUAAGUCUUGUAUAUCAAACUAAUAUUGACUACUCUGCACUGAUGGUUAUCAACCUAAGUCUCGUAAUAGUUUUUAGGAAAAUAUGUGUAAUAUGACCUCCAGAAUUGACAUUACAUGUUUAAAAUCUAUAGUUAAUGGAAUCUUAAGAUUUUCUUUCGGCUAUGGAUAUUAUGGAUAUCACAUUUCUAGCUAGAGAGCAGAAUUUGAAUGCUAUGGGUCAAUAUUUCUAGCUUUAAGAGAUUUUUGACUAUUUUAUUACUCAUAUCCCCUUGACCAGA